Messenger RNA from Apiotrichum porosum, 192 nucleotides. RefSeq lists its product as uncharacterized. Lineage: Eukaryota; Fungi; Basidiomycota; Tremellomycetes; Trichosporonales; Trichosporonaceae. The transcript is spliced from 2 exons. The coding region runs from base 1 to 192 and encodes 63 amino acids. The record is from RefSeq and is a predicted model, not a curated record.
AUGGACAGUGUCAACGGAUGUCAUAAUGGUAUCGCUACUGAAGGAGUAUCACCAAUGCGUUUCCAGCACUGUAUCAAAAUAUCCCUGGACGCGACCACGAGCCGUCCCGUCUCCACCGCCACGGCCUUGCGCGAUGCCAAACAUAAUGAGCAGGCCACGGAGGGGAUACGGCACAAGCGUUCUAGUGGGUAA